AUGACUUUACCCCCUAGUUAUCAUAGUAAGGGGGAGUCUCUUCCCAACGCUGUUUGCCAUUUACACAAGUCACUGUAUGGUCUCAAACAAGCGUCUAGGCAAUGGUUUGCCAAAUUUUCUUCUACUUUGCUCUCUCUUGGGUUCACACAGUCCCAAUCUGAUUAUUCCUUAUUUGUGAAGCAUUCAGACUCUUCUUUCACUGCCAUGCUAGUUUAUGUCGAUGACAUACUUGUUGUUUCUAACAAUUUUCAUGAAGUGCAGCACUUUACAUCUCUAUUGGACAUCAAGUUUAGGCUUAAAAAUCUCGGUCCAGCCAAAUAUUUUUUGGGUUUGGAGGUUGCUCGUUCCUCCAAGGGUAUCUCCUUAUGCCAACACCAUUAUGCACUACAAAUUUUAAAGGAUUCAGGCCUCUCUGGUUGCAAACCAAAAUCCACCCCAUUGGAAGUUAAGUCGAAGCUGUCAAAUCAUGAUGGGGAUCUUCUACCUGAUCCCACUAUUUUUAGAAGACUCAUUGGAAGAUUACUCUACUUAACCAUCACUAGACCUGACUUAUGCUUUGCUGUCAAUCACUUGAGCCAGUUUAUGGCUACUCCUCGGGUCCCCCAUCUCCAAGCUGCUCAUCGGAUUCUGGCUUAUGUCAAAGCCACACUUGGUCAGGGGUUAUUUUUUCCCUGUUCUUCAAUUGUUCAACUAAAGGUUUUUUGCGAUUCUGACUGGGCUUCCUGCUUGGAUAACAGACGUUCUGUUUCUGGCUUCUGCGUUUUUCUUGGCAAUUCUCUAAUAUCCUGGAAAUCGAAGAAGCAACAUACUGUUUCUCGUAGGUCUGCCGAAACUGAGUAUCGUUCCAUGGCUCAUGCCUCUUGUGAAAUCCUAUGGCUACUUAAUCUUCUCAAAGAUCUUGGUUUUUCGCACCCUUCUGCUGCACACAUGUUUUGUGACAAUCAAUCUGCCAUACAUAUUGCUGCAAACCCAGUUUUCCAUGAGCGUACAAAGCACAUUGAGAUUGAUUGUCACCUUGUCUGCGAUUGCAUUGUUCGUGGCACACUCAAGACUUUUCAUGUUCAAUCCUCUCAUCAACUAGCAGAUAUCCUCACAAAAGCUUUGCAUCCAUCACAGUUUUCCAAUCUUCUCUGCAAGAUGUGGAUUAUCAACAUCUACUCCCCAUCUUGA
This is a messenger RNA of Gastrolobium bilobum, 1170 nucleotides long. RefSeq lists its product as uncharacterized. NCBI's taxonomy places the organism in Eukaryota, Viridiplantae, Streptophyta, Magnoliopsida, Fabales, Fabaceae. The record is from RefSeq and is a predicted model, not a curated record. The coding region runs from base 1 to 1170 and encodes 389 amino acids. The transcript has a single exon.